Trichobilharzia regenti is the source of this 154-nucleotide messenger RNA. NCBI's taxonomy places the organism in Eukaryota, Metazoa, Platyhelminthes, Trematoda, Strigeidida, Schistosomatidae. The record is from the annotation of a GenBank genome assembly.
AUGUUUGGAAAUCCUCAGAAUGGAAAGAAUAUACCAGAGAGGUUGUUGAAAAAAAAAUUCAGCGUCAUAGUUACUGGUGAUUGGAAUUUAGAUGAUCUACAUAACGAAUAUGAUUGGACAAAAUACUACGAACAAGAUAUCAGAGACGUUGGAG